This is a messenger RNA of Triticum aestivum (bread wheat), 2701 nucleotides long. RefSeq names its product proline-rich receptor-like protein kinase PERK9. Gene Ontology annotation, molecular function: protein kinase activity; ATP binding. Bases 1 to 2355 code for a protein of 784 amino acids. The record is from RefSeq and is a predicted model, not a curated record. Lineage: Eukaryota; Viridiplantae; Streptophyta; Magnoliopsida; Poales; Poaceae. Gene Ontology annotation, biological process: protein phosphorylation. The transcript has 9 exons.
AUGGUGCCGGCGCGACGAAUUGAAGCCUCCACCAGAGGGCUGAGCCGCCUCGCCGCCACCGCCCACAGCCGGAGCAGCAGCCACGUCGGGCCAGUGCCCCAACCCACGCCGCCCACCGGAAAUUGCCAGAUCUGGCCGGCGCGCACCGCCACCACCGCCACCAAGUUCCUGUUGCGCCGGUCUCCUCGCUGUCAGCAGCCGCCGCCCGACGUCCAGGGCGCCGGGACGCGCCGCCCGCAGCCCUCGCCGCAGGAGCCCCGUCGCGCCAGAUCCGCUGCCACAGCAGGGCCCCGCGCGACCCACCACCAGUCGCGCCGCCGGCCACACGGCCCCCACCCAGCGCCACCAGCACGCCAGGCGACGUCGCGCCGCGGCGCCCGGCACCCGCGCCGCGCCCCCAGCGAAGAGAAGGGCCCGCGCCACUCCUCUUUACGCGGGGGAACCAAAAGACCCCGCCGCCACCGGCCCGGGCGAGCUUUGCCCGGCCAGGCCCUCUGGCGGCGGUGGGGGAGGAGGAGGGAGGAGGGAGAACUCGGGGGCGGCCGCGCCGGAAGCCCUCCCCGCCGCCGCACGGGGGCGGCGCGGGGAGGAGAGGCUAGAAGGCCGAGCUGCUCAUUCUCCCUCCACUUCCACGCACGUUCACAAGCGCCUUCGUCUCUCCCUGCAGGCCUUUUUUGCAAGGAAAACGGCAACAUGGACCAUGCAACCGUGGUGCCGAGUUUGUCAUACCAUUUAUUGGAUCAGAUGACAAAUGGUUUCUCUGAGGACCGGGAACUUGGCAGAGGCACAUACGGGAAAGUCUAUCUGGGGUUGCAUACGAAUGGGGAGAAGAUUGCUGUGAAGAUGCUUCAUCCCAUGCUAGGACUUGAUGAUGAGCUAUUUGAGAAGGAGUAUCACAACCUUGAAAAUCUCCAACACCAGAAUGUUGUGCGUUUGGUUGGCUAUUGCAAUGAAACUCGACGGGAAUAUGUGCCAUACAAUGGGAAAAUGGUACUUGGUGAAGUGACACAUAGGGCUCUUUGCUUCGAGUAUAUGCAAAAUGGAAGCCUUAAUGAUUAUCUCUCUGAUGAAUCUAGUGGACAUGAUUGGCACACACGCUAUGCAAUAAUAAAAGGAAUUUGCAAGGGUUUGAAAUAUCUUCACGAGGAAUUGGAACCUCCAAUGAUUCAUUCUGACUUAAAACCAGCCAAUGUAUUGCUGGAUGAGAACUGCAUGCCUAAAAUUGGCGAUUUUGGAUUGUCGAGGCUAAUGGAAGAACAAACGCGUAUCACUACAACUUCUGUAGGAACAAUUGGGUACUUACCGCCGGAACAUAUAAAUGGUCGUGUAAUUUCUAAUAAGUUGGACAUAUUCAGCUUGGGUGUUAUAAUCAUAAAGAUAAUAGCAGGACCCACGGGCUACUCAAAAAGUGCUGAAAUAUCUUCACAACAAUUCAUUGAGCUUGUACAUAGAAACUGGAGGAAUAGGCUACAGGCAGCAUCAGUGAAUGCACUGGAGUCCUAUUGCAUACAAGUAAAAAGGUGCACUGAAAUAGCUUUAAGUUGUGUGGAGGUUGACCGACAUAAAAGGCCGACUAUAGGAAACAUUCUUAAUGAGCUAAACGAGACGGAAACUUCAAGUCAAUUUCCUGAUGCGUUACUAAAGGACCUUGAGCCAACAAAGAACCAGGAAAGCCAGCAAACUCACAUAACAGAAGCAGAAGAAAAACGGGAGAGAGAAGAACUAAUCGAAACAACAAAUUGCUUUGGCGAAGUAGUCGACAACUGCAAAUUGGAUAAAAUGGCGAGGUACAUGGGCAAACACAAGACACGGGAAGACCGAGCACGAGAGGCAUGGAACCUGGUGGACGAGCAUGACAAGGACGACGAAGCUUUCAGGUAUGUCAAGGGUCUGAAGUCCCUGUACGGCAAUGGACAGUCAACGUUGUGCCGUUUGUAUAAUGCCACCGGAGACACCCUCUACCAAGUCGCCAACUACGACUGGUCUGGCCACAUCGGCAGGGCUCCCUACCCAGCUACUAUUGGCAACGGCCAGUGGGCAGCAUUUCAUCACAUCCACCGGGCCGGCGAGUCAUCAGGUUCGGUAGCCGCUGUCGUGUACCGUGGGAAAAAUAAACAUGGCCAAGAUAAGGAUUACAUAGUUGCCUGGAGUACCCCAUGUAGUUUGUGGCACCGAAACAAGGCUUAUUGUGGGAUCAGUGAUGUCAGCUGGUUUCAAAAGAACUUGGAGCAGCUUAUGUACAUCAUUUCCGAUGCUGAUUAUUCUUCUAGCCACAGAUCGGGCGGGUGUGAGAUUGAAGCAAGAAUUGGCAGAGGUCAUAGCCCUAAGUUUACUGCAAGAAUCAGCUACCGCUGAUCAGCCAUCUCCAGCAUUGUGCUAGGCUUACUAAGUUCACUUGUCGUGAUCACCCUAUUGCAUCGCUAAUCGUGGCCUGUAACCAUUGCAACAACUGCAUUGUCCAAGAAAUGUAUGACCUGCACUGUAUGUACCAGUAGAGAACCUCUUGCCAGUUCCCACUUCCCAGGGAUGUUAUUAGGAAUCAGAGGCCAAUUAUUACAAAUUUUAUGAUCCUCACGGGUUUGUUAAAUUCUGGACAAACUGCGCAUAAACAGUUCAAAUCACACAUGAAACAGAUUUGGAUUGUCCUUUUAAUCAGGGAGGCCAGACUAGCUGCGAAGUAAGGCUCUGCCCAGUGCCGACA